Fulvia fulva is the source of this 621-nucleotide messenger RNA. RefSeq lists its product as uncharacterized. NCBI's taxonomy places the organism in Eukaryota, Fungi, Ascomycota, Dothideomycetes, Mycosphaerellales, Mycosphaerellaceae. Bases 1 to 621 code for a protein of 206 amino acids. The transcript has a single exon. The record is from RefSeq and is a predicted model, not a curated record.
AUGACAGCUACAGAUUGGCCAGGAUCCUUACUAUCAGAACGACAGUCUGGGCUGUACCGGAUGCAACGUGCUCUUGGUGUCAAGACCAGUGGUCGUGACCAGCGCACUCUCAAUCGUAAGAACACCGGCAUCAUCAGCUGCACGAUUCUAAUCUAUACAGUACGGCCCAAAUUGGAUCCGACCCGCCCGGUACCAUUCGUCUCCGAGAAGGACGUCAUCUUGGUUGCAGUAGACAUCCACGUUCAAGGACCCCACGAUACGCCAUCGUACAUCGAGGUUGGGCUGUCAGCCCUCGACACGAGAGACUUAGCUGGGACUGUGCCUGGGUACGAUGCUGCCAACUUCGCUGCCCGCAUUACAUCUGCCACCUAUGUUGGGCACGACACUGCGAUUAGCUUUCGUCCCAGUCUCGAAGGCGACUCGAGGCUCCCCGUUUGGAUCUCGGGAUGUCUGAGGAAAGAGGUCGCACACUGGCUUCACAGAACUUGUCAUCGCAUCGACGCUUCCGAGAUCAAGAUCCCACCCAGUGAUUUCGCUGCAAACAUUGUGCUGGCGACUCACGAGAAGCAAGAACAACUGGGGAAGCUCAGCCUCUUUGGGUGCGAUCUCGAGCAGCAGUAA